AAAAACUGAACGUCAAGUUACUUGUGUUGUCUUAGAAAUUUUAACGGUCCAGUAAUUUAUUUAAAUAAAAAUGAAACUUUUGUGUUUCUUACUAUCAAUUUUCAUUGUAAAUGUUUGGUCAAAUGGCAAAAUGAAGCUUAAGAGGGAGAUAAUCAUUGCAGACAAACUCAUCCAGCAGGCCAUUAAUAUGAAUGAUUUUUUUGUAGAAGAUAAAUUUAUAGCAAAUGGAUUGGAGCAUGUAAUUAAAGCCGUCGUUUUUAAAGAUAAAUAUUCACUAGGUUAUUUGAAUCAUAUGUUCGUUACACCGGAGUGUCUAUACCAUAACAAUAUAGAAGAAUCUGAAACCAUUCAACGCACAUUGCAAAAUGAAAUAAAAGAAGAAUUAAAAAUUGCUGCUCCUGAAGUUUUACCCAAAGAUCUUAACGACUUAGGUUUUAAAAAUCUUGGAGAAAAUAGAAGAAAUCUCACUGGAAAAGCAUUAAGAAAGAUAAUUAUCCACAUAAUAAGCCUGGAAAGCAAGGUUUCGGUGCCACCAAAUCUUGUUGUGGACUUCAGCAAUUUAAGUACAAAUGACCCUACUGGACAUAAUAAUUCGGACCUUAGUGCCGCUCCUACGAAAGAAAAAUCGGAGUUAAAUGACGAUGGAGACGACGGUUAUUGCAUAGUUGAACGCUGUGAAGCCCAAGAUGAUGAAAAGUCUGCACUACCAUCGAUCGGACAAUCAGAAAAAAUUGAACUUAUUGAAAACUAUGUUGGACACGACAGCGUACAACAAUCAAGUGAAGCCAAAGUUAUUGAACAUUGUGACGACCUAGACGAUGAAAAGUCUGCACAACCAUCAAUCGAACGACUAGAAAUAAUUGAAAACUAUAUUGGAAAAGACGUCGUACAACAAUCGAGUGAGUCGAAUAGGAGUAUACACGAAGUGCCAUUAGAGAUGAUGUGUGAACUUAUAGCAUUGCUCUCGUGUACAAAAUUUCCAACAUUAAAUUUGUUCGCUUUUGCUGAUGAAAACCUUAAAACUUGUACUAUAGAAAAUAGUAAAUCAGUACCCGAUAAAAUUACGUACAGACAAAUUGAUGGCAUAUGGUGCCAAGAACUCAAGAAGUUAUUAACACAGGAAUAACAAUUGUAUAACUCUUAAUAAAUAAAUUACGUAAUACUAUUGUUAUUAUAUUUGAAUAUUAUAUGCGUUAUUUAACUUUA
Molecule: messenger RNA, 1206 nt
Organism: Adelges cooleyi (spruce gall adelgid)
Lineage: Eukaryota; Metazoa; Arthropoda; Insecta; Hemiptera; Adelgidae
Exons: 16
Coding region: 71-1126 (351 amino acids)
Source: RefSeq, a predicted model, not a curated record